CUCCCUUCCAAAAUGGCGGCAAACAAGGAGCCUGAUCCUGUUAUUUGGAAAACUGGUUAUUUUACUGGUCAAGACUGUAUGGAAAACGCAGAAAAAUUCAUUGAACAGUUCGAAUUAAUGACACUUUCAAAGUUCAGCAAGGUGAAAUGCAAAAAUUUCAAAAUGCCAGAAUCAAAUAGUUUCCAAGGGAGAGUGUAUUGGGAAGAGAAAUCUAGUCACACACUACCGCUCGAGUUUGAUGGAGUACCAUUCGUUAUAAUUGGUUCACAAGUUCGGGAAUGUGUCAAUGGACCCGAUCGCCAUCGCUCGGAAAAGAAGAAACAUUCUGAAAAGCAGCAGGAAGAACAUGGUUACACAGUUAUGGGAAAAAAGAGGUGUUUGCUUCAGACUACAAAAAAGAUGAAUUGCUCUGCAGCAAUUCAUCUUAGAUAUAUAGUCAAGUUCCCAGAAUUUAAGCUAAAUAAUAACACUGAAUGGGUCAGAAAGAAACAAGGAAAAGAGUUGAAAGAGGCUAUGAAAAGAGGAAAUGUGGUUGCAGAGCACAGGGUGUAUGUAUGUUUUCCAUCAAACGAGGACCACAUUGGUCAUCUAACUGAAGAGUUUGGCUUGAUGUCUCAGAGAGUAGACAAGUCCAUUAUCUCUAAAAUACACAUGCUUGUUGGAGAAGGAGUGACAAAUGCUGCCGAAAUGAAACGUCACCUUUCAAUAUUUUGUAAGACGCAACAUCCAGAAAUGCCAUAAUGCAGCAGACGAUUUU
This is a messenger RNA of Mercenaria mercenaria, 757 nucleotides long. RefSeq lists its product as uncharacterized. The record is from RefSeq and is a predicted model, not a curated record. Lineage: Eukaryota; Metazoa; Mollusca; Bivalvia; Venerida; Veneridae. Gene Ontology annotation, molecular function: DNA-binding transcription factor activity. The coding region runs from base 13 to 741 and encodes 242 amino acids. The transcript has 5 exons.